AUGACUCACGAUGUCAAGGAAGAUGAUUCCGAUACCGAUGAUUCCGAUACCGAUGAUUCCGAUGCUGAUGGAGACGAUGUCGACAAAGAUGAUCCCGACGCUGAUAGAGAUAAUGUUGAGGAAGAUGAUUCCGACACCGAUGAUUCCGAUGCCAAUGAUUCCGAUGCUGAUGGAGACGAUGUCGACAAAGAUGACCCCGAUGCCGAUAGAGACGAUGUCAAGGAAGAUGAUUCCGAUACCGAUGAUUCCGAUACCGAUGAUUCCGAUGCUGAUGGAGACGAUGUCGACAAAGAUGGUCCCGAUGCCGAUAGAGAUGAUGUCAAGAAAGAUGAUUCCGAUACCGAUGAUUCCGAUACCGAUGAUUCCGAUGCUGAUGGAGACGAUGUCGACAAAGAUGAUCCCGACGCUGAUAGAGAUAAUGUUGAGGAAGAUGAUUCCGACACCGAUGAUUCCGAUGCCAAUGAUUCCGAUGCUGAUGGAGACGAUGUCGACAAAGAUGACCCCGAUGCCGAUAGAGACGAUGUCGAGGAAGAUGAUGUUGAUGAUGCCGAUGAAUAUGUGUUGGAAGCAAUACACGAGCUGCCAACCUUCAAUCCGUUCUCCAAUGUACAUCCUGAUUCGUCUCCCUUUCGGUUGAAAAUGUUAACAACCCCGUCCUUGUUUACCUCAAUCCAUGCAACAGGCAGGUCAUUUAUUUUGCCACAAGUAUCCACAUAUAAUCUAGAGUAA
Penicillium verrucosum is the source of this 729-nucleotide messenger RNA. RefSeq lists its product as uncharacterized. The transcript is spliced from 2 exons. The record is from RefSeq and is a predicted model, not a curated record. NCBI's taxonomy places the organism in Eukaryota, Fungi, Ascomycota, Eurotiomycetes, Eurotiales, Aspergillaceae. Bases 1 to 729 code for a protein of 242 amino acids.